Messenger RNA from Gaeumannomyces tritici R3-111a-1, 648 nucleotides. RefSeq lists its product as hypothetical. Bases 130 to 648 code for a protein of 172 amino acids. The transcript has a single exon. Lineage: Eukaryota; Fungi; Ascomycota; Sordariomycetes; Magnaporthales; Magnaporthaceae. The record is from RefSeq and is a predicted model, not a curated record.
CUCUCAGGGUGUCCUGAACCUUUGAGUUUCCAACCAAGCCAGCUAGUCAGCGAGGUCUUCAGAGUCAACGUAGACCGACUCAUCACUAGCACCCACACCCAACUACCUACCUACAUUCCCAAGGCCGCCAUGUCUCUCCUCAAGCGCCUCCUCCUCGCGGCCUCCCUGGCCGCCACCGCCACUCUCGCCUCGCCGCUCGCCGGCGGCGUCGUCCGGCAGGUGGCGCGGCAGGGGCUCGAGAAGAGACAGCAGUGCGGGCUUACCGUCUGCGCGGCCGGCUACAAGUGCUGCAACCCGUUGUGCAGCAUGUGCACCAAACCCGGCGUCGUCUGCACCCAGCAAGACUGCGGCCACCUGAGGUCGAGCUACUCGCCGGGCCUGCCCCCGAGGCCGUUUAUCACCACCCCGGCGGCCGCUACCGAGACCGUCACCACCGUCCCGACCUUCCAGACCACCCUGGCGCCGCUGCCCUUCCCCGGCGGCGGCGGCGGCGGCGGCGGUGGCGGCGAGAGUCCCGUAACGUGCGGCAAGAACAAGUGCGGCAAGGGCCAGUACUGCUGCAACUCCAGCUGCGGCAUCUGCGCCCCGGUCGACGGCGCCUGCAUCCAGCUCUUCUGCGCCGCCGGGACGCUGCCUAGCUCCGGCUGA